This is a messenger RNA of Pocillopora verrucosa, 8978 nucleotides long. Lineage: Eukaryota; Metazoa; Cnidaria; Anthozoa; Scleractinia; Pocilloporidae. The record is from RefSeq and is a predicted model, not a curated record.
AUGUGCGGACUAACGAGACUCACUAAGCACAUGAAGUUGUACAGGGAGGACCGAGGACACAAUUUUCUAAGCCAGUUAGACACUGACGAUGUGGUAUCCGGCUCCUCAGGUAGCGGGAAUCAAAGACCUUCAUUUCAGGCGCAGCUAUUUGUCACAGUUUUUGAAAAUAAAACUGUGGGUUCAUCUGUGGGGUAUAUCAAAGCUACAGACCCUGAAAAUGACCCUAUACAGUUCUCUCUGGAUCCAGCCAGUCAGGAUCUACUACAAAUUGACAACAGUGGAAACUUGACUCUCAAAGCUCCACUAGACAGAGAGGUGGAAGAUAAAUAUUAUUUCACCGUGUUCGUUACCGACCUAUGUUCUGGUUGUAACUUAGACGAACGGAAGACGCCAAAAAAAUUUACAUUGAUUGUCAUGGACGUCAAUGACGACACACCGACCUUUAUAAGUACACCCUAUCUGGCCAGAGUUGCUGAGAAUGACACAGUCGGCGAUCUUGUGAUUCAAGUUAGCGCCAUCGACAAAGACCUAGGAGCAAAUGCGGUUGUGUCUUACAUGUUCAGUCCUUCGACGAAGGGCUGGAUAACUCCUUGGAAGGUUAGGGAGUUACUGUUCUCUUCUAUUCUUCAUCUUCUUCGCUUGUAUCCUUUGCAGACGGAUACCUUUGCGAUCGACAAUCAUCAAGGAAAAAUAACUAUCAAUGGAUCUCUCGACUUCGAGAAAGUGCAGCGGUACACGCUAUUUGUUACAGCAAAGGAUGGCGGAGAUCCUCCUCUGGAGUCAAAGACAACGGUCAUCGUUGAUGUUUCAGAUGUCAGUGAUAACCCGCCUAGUUUCCUGAGACCCAUUUACCUCGAGUCCAUUCCAGAGAACAAACCAAAGGGCUCCUUGAUUGUUCAAGUUCAAGCAGUCGAUGGAGACUCUGGUGUUGGAAAUGCAGUCGAAUAUGAGAUCAUAGAUGGAAAUGACGGAGGACUGUUUGAUAUUGACAAGAGUUCGGGAAAUAUUACAGUCAAUGGCACCAUUGAUGCUGAAAAGACUGACUUCUUUAGAAUAACUGUCAAAGCAUCUGAAGUAGUUGAUCCAGCUUCCAACUCCACGGCCGUAGUACUCGUAACAGUGCUGGACACGAAUGACAACUCGCCCCAGUUUCUGCAGAAUCGUUACGACUUUAAUAUUCGAGAGGAUCUGGCUCAACCAGGAUACGUAAUAACUAAUCAGUUGAACGUACAAGACAAAGACAUCUAUCCUCAGAAUCGCCGCUUCCAAUAUUCUUUAUCAGGAGAGGACAGCAAAUACUUCACAAUCGACCAAUCGUCUGGUCUCCUCAGAGUUAACGCGACCUUGGAUUAUGAGCAACAUAAGGCCAACUUCUCUUUCAAGGUAUUUGCAAACGAAAGUGAAAGUGAAGAGAGGCUUUCCGGUUUUGCCAUCGUGGAAGUUGAUUUGAUCAACAUAAAUGAUAACGAGCCCAAGUUCAACCAAAGUUCGUACAACUUCACUUACGAUGAGGAAAUCCAUGAAGGCUUCGUGAUCGGAACAGUUAUGGCCACAGAUGCUGAUCUUGGUUCUUAUGGAGAAAUAAAAUAUGAGUUGUAUGGCACUGGUGCAGCAAGCUUCACGGUAGACUCCUCAAAUGGUUCUAUUCGCGCGAGCAAAGUACUGGAUUACGAACAGAACAAAGAAUUCAUGUUCUUCCUGCUCGCCAAUGAUGGUGGAAGAUUUUAUGAGGAAGACAAAACUUACGUGACUACAAUCCGUGUUUUCUUGAGAGACGUUAAUGAUAAUGAUCCUGUGUUUCUGAAGACUCCAUAUGCUGUGGAGAUCAUGGAAAACCAAACUGAAAAUAUUUUUGUUUAUCAGGUGUCAGCAUCAGAUUUAGACUCCGGAGAUAAUGCACGGAUUUCCUUCAACAUAACGGAUGGCAAUACUACAAAUGCCUUUGCAAUAAAUGAAAGUGGAAUAGUAACCACUACGCUGAAACUAGACAGGGAAACAGUUUCCUCGUAUUCGCUCAUGAUCAUGGCUUACGAUCAUGGCGAUCCAUCCAGAAGUACGAAAACUAUUUUAGCUGUUACGGUCCUUGAUAUAAAUGACAACCCACCGGUGAUCUUUGAUGGACCAUAUCUGACAGCAAACGUUAGCGAGGGUAAAGGUGGAGGAACAAUAGUUUACACUUUCCAAGCUUCCGAUCAAGAUGAAGGCAGAAACAAGAAGUUAACAUACGCCAUUUCUGCAGGUCAAAAUGGAGAAUUCAUCCUGAACAGUAACACAGGGGUGCUGCAAAUAUCUCCAACAGGCCUUGACAGAGAGCUUCAUUCCAGCUACAACCUGACAAUAAAUGUUACUGAUGGAGGAAUUCCAAUGUUGUGGGGCUACUCUAUGCUACACAUUAAGAUACUGGACAUUAAUGACAACUCUCCGGAGUUUGUUCCCAGUCCUUCAGGCUCACUCUCAACCUACAUCAGAGUUAUUGAUGAAGGACCAGAUAGCAUCAAUAGAGCCAUCAUCGAUGUUAACGCUACAGACAAAGACGACGGAACAAAUUCCAAGAUUGUAUACACCCUUUCUGGGGAUCAGCAUGGGUAUUUCCAUCUAAACUCAUCGACGGGAGUUUUAUAUGUCCGUAAAGUCCUGGAUCGAGAAAACUCGGAGAUGACCUUAGAUGCACAAGAGAGAGGAGUGUUUUCUCUCGAUAUUACGGCUACGGACCAAGCUGAGCCUGAAAAUACUCGAAAAAGUUCUACCGUGAGGGUCACCAUAAUAGUCAAUGACAUUAACGACAACACUCCUCAAUUCGUUGAUCCACCCCAGUCCACCAGCAUCAGCGAGGCUGCUCGGCCGGGAAGUAACGUGAUACAGGUCCCCGCAGUGGACAAAGAUUUAGGAUUUGCUGGCAAAGUUUUUUAUAAUAUUACUGAAGGAAAUAGCAAUGGAAAUUUUGAAAUAACGCCAGGCGGCUACAUUCUUGUCAAGAGAUCGCUGGAUGCUGAAGUAAAAUCCUUGUAUAACCUGACUAUUGAAGCAAAAGACGAAGGCCAACCAAAGAGAUCCAAUAAAACGGUUGUGUCUAUUGUUGUAGACGAUGUGAACGACAACGAUCCAGUUUUCAACCAGUCCACCUAUCAUGGUCGCGUGUUAGAAAACUCCAACGUGAGCACGCUUGUUGCAAAAGUGUACGCAACAGACGAAGACCAAGAUGCCAAUGGUCGAGUGUCAUAUAAGAUCACCAGUGGCAAUACUGGGGAGGCAUUUGCAAUUAAUAAUAAAACUGGAGUGGUCACUGUAAAGGGGUCCAUAGACAGGGAAAAGAUGAAGGAGUAUAUUCUAAGCAUACAGGCUGAAGAUGCUGGCCGUCCCUCCAGUAGGAAGGCUUUUGCAGACCUUGUCAUCACAGUCCUUGAUGAAAACGACAGUCCCCCCCUGUUCAAGGAGAGUUCUUACGAAGCAUCCAUUGAGGAGAACUCGGAAGCAGGAAAAACCGUUGUGCCAACCAUCGAAAUAGGAGCUACAGAUGCGGACGAGGGAGCCAACGCUAUCGUGUCAUUUUCUCUCCAUGGUCCUGGAUCAGAGAAUUUCCUGAUCAACGCAACAACAGCAAUUAUUAUUACACGCUACAACAACUCUCUCGACAGAGAGAGGAACGACACUUACCAUAUGACGCUGACUGCCUCAGAUGGCAGAAACCAAACCACUUCUGUUCCCUUAUUGGUCAAAAUAACCGACGUCAACGAUGAACGCCCCCGGUUUAGCCAGCAAGUGUAUUAUGCAAACAUAUCCGAGGAUGCUGCACGUGGUACAACGGUCAGGAGGGUAACAGCCACAGAUCUUGACUUUCUGAUCUUGAAUAAAGAGAUUACUUACACGUCGACAGGAGCUGAUGCGAAGUUUUACAUCAACAGAGCAACAGGUGAUAUCAUCGUGGACUCUAGCCUCGACCGGGAAUUCAAAAGCUAUUAUGUACUUCAUGUGACAGCCUCUAACAUUGGACAAAAUUCAAAGGAAGGCGCGUGUCAAGUGAACAUUACUGUCACUGACGUCAUUGAUGAAAAACCUUUCUUCGACAGCGAUAUGUUGACAUAUCAUAUCUCAGAAAAUGCUUCAGUUGGAACGAAUGUUACCAAACUGAAAGCUCAUGACAGAGAUGUGGGCGACAGUCACACUUACUCACUCGUAAAGAGCGAUUCCAGUGGAUAUUUCGGUAUAGACCGAGACACUGGUGUGAUAACAACUGCGAAAGACCUGGACAGGGAAAAUAUGACCGAACACGUCAUUUAUGUGCAAGCAACGGACAGUGUAAACCUGACAUCGGACAAAGUGAAAAUCGUGAUCAAAGUUGACGAUGUUAAUGACCACCCGCCAGUCUUUACAAAGUCCUUUUAUAUCGAAGAUUACCGCGAAGAGUCUCCAAAGGACACCAGUAUUUUGACCGUCUCAGCUGGAGAUGCGGAUGUGGGCGCGAAUGCCGAAAUAAGAUUCAGCAUUGUUAGCAAUGCUACAAAUUACGUUUCAAUUGAUCCAGUUACUGGAUUUAUCUCCCAGGCUGAUAAGGAACUCGAUCGGGAAAUGUCGCCAUACUUCAACUUCACCGUUCGAGCGACGGAUCUUGGUUCUCCAGCGCUCUCGUCUGAGGUGGAGGUAUCUUUAACUUUAGUCGACAUCAAUGACAACAGUCCUACUUUUAACCAGACUGUCUAUCAAGCCUACGUCAUGGAAAACCAACCAAUAGGUACAUCACUCCUGGUUGUCACUGCAACAGACAAGGAUGUGGGAACUAAUGCUAGACUGUCUUAUGGACUUCGCGGAGGAAAUUUCCGUUUUAACAUCGACCAAGACACUGGAAAUAUUACGACAGCGGUUCGUUUGGACCGAGAGCAAGCUGGUGCUGAUUCAUAUACGUUGACUGUGCUGGCAGCUGACGACGCUAUAAGAAGUCGAGAAGGAACCACACAGGUCAUUGUGACAGUGCUGGACGAUAACGAUAACACACCGGUAUUCUCGCAGUCAAAUUACCUCUUCGAAGUUUCUGAAGAUGUCGCUGUUGGCCACGCUGUUGGUUUGGUGUCUGCUUCAGAUGAUGAUGAGGGGUCAAAUGCAGUGAUAACCUAUUUCACAAAGAUGGAGAAUGGAAGUGAACUCUUCAUGAUAAAUGACACAACGGGCAGGAUCAUGACCGCGGCUAAACUGGACAGAGAGAAAAACAGCUCCGUCACAUUUAUUAUCAUUGCUCGAGACAAAGGAAGUCCUUCUCUAGAGAGCAACGUGACCGUUCAAGUCGUGAUAAAUGACGUUAAUGAUAACGCUCCGAAGUUCCAACAAGCCUUUUACAAUGUCACUCUACCAGAAAGUACAUUUACAAAGACAGAAGUGGAAACUGUUUCUGCUUCGGAUCUCGAUGAGGGAAGAAACGGUCAGUUCCGAUACAGUAUUGAGAGCGGAGACCCUGACGACCAAUUUGCAAUAAACGCCAUUACUGGUGUCAUUACCUUAAGACAAAAACUUGACCACGAAACCAAAGCCUUCUACAACAUUACCAUUGCGGCACGAGACUUGGGUAUCCCUGCCCUUUCUGGUUACACUAAUCUCCUUGUAACCGUUAGUGACGUAGAUGACAAUGCGCCUGUCUUCCACAAGAAUGGAUAUACCGCAAGCAUAUUAGAAAAUGCCACCGCAGGCGCAUUUGUCGCCCAAGUGAACGCCUCAGAUAUUGAUGCUGACGAAGCGCACAAGACCAUACUUUACCAGAUCGAAGGAGGAAAUGAACAGAGAAAUUUUGUGAUCGGCGAGUUAAAUGGCACCGUGUUCUUGAAUUGGACAGGAGAUGGUCUUGAUCGCGAGAAAGUUCCAUCAUACACUCUAACUUUGGCUGCCAUCAGCAGAGUAAACAACACAGAGCAAAAAUCAACAGUCCUUUUGGUUGUCACGAUUCUUGAUGUCAAUGACGUCACUCCAAAGUUUGAGAAAAAGUCCUACCUCAAGUCAGUGCGAGAGGACACCAAGGGACUGGGGCCAUCAGAUGACAGGAGAAUCCUAACGGUCUCCGCAAAAGACGAUGACGUGGGCGACAACGCGAGAAUACUUUACAGUAUUACUAAAGGAAACGAAGAAGGAGUCUUUACGUUAAAUAAUGCUACCGGCGAGUUGCUGAAGGCCAAGGCGCUUGAUCGAGAAGUAAGAGACUUCUAUAGUCUUUUGGUGACAGCCGCCGAUCAAGGACAGCCUCCGCUUAUGAACCAAACCACGAUAAAUAUCACCAUCGUUGACGUCAAUGACCACAUUCCCGCGAUUCAUACACAAGCAGUUUUCUCUGUGCUUGAGAAUGCAACAGUUGGUACACUGAUCACAACAAUCAAUGCAACGGACAGAGACGAAGAUGUCAAUGCGCAGGUCAAGUUCACCAUCAUAAGUGGGAACGAUGACGAGAGGUUCACACUGAAUGAAACUAACGGCGAACUGCGAACAGCAAAGAGUCUUGAUUAUGAUCAAGAACCGAAAUUCUACAAGCUCGCAAUUAAAGCUCAAGAUCUUGGAAGUCCUCCAUUAUCAAGCGAAAAAACCAUAACCAUUAAGUUAGUGAAUAUUGACGAUAACAUUCCCGUGUUUGUCAAGCGUCAAGUCACGUUAUCAGUUGGCGAAAACCUCCCAGCAGGAGCUGAAGUUGGAACGAUAGCAGCUUUCGAUGCAGAUCAGGCUGGACCCAUAUAUUACUACAUACAAAGUGGAAAUAGCGGAGCCAUGUUCACGCUAAAUGAGACGACUGGAGUAUUGCGCACAACUCGACAAGCCGAUCGGGAGGAUAGCGCGCAGUUCUUCCUGUACAUAAAAUCAUCGAAUGUUAAGCUCGAUCCAGUCUCCCUUCAGCCGAGGAAUAGAAGAGCGGCCCCGGAUGCAGGUUCAAAUCAAACUAACACGACUCAAGCGCCAUUGCCAGAUGAUCUUGGCGUACAGCUGGUGAUUGUGGAAAUCGCGGAUCAAAACGAUAAUGGUCCUCGCUUUACAAAGAAGCUUUACACCGGAGGAGUUUCUGAAGAUGCAAAACAUGGAAGCAACAUCAUACAAGUCUUUGCCGUAGACUCUGACGAAGGAAACAAUAGCCGUAUAUCGUACGAGCUUCUACAAACUAAGGAUAGCGAAGAAUUCAGUAUGGAUCGAGAAACUGGCUGGAUCAAAGCAAAGGCGUCAUACGCAGGGAAGUUUGGGGCCCAGUUUGUUGUUAACGUCAUUGCCAAGGACAGAUUUGGGGAAGAGCCGUAUUUCAACGACACUGCUGAAGUCAAGAUUUAUGUACUCACGGAUAUUCAACGAGCUGUGAUAAUAUCUGGACGCUCUCCUGAAUAUAUUCGAAAACAUCAAGCAGACCUAAAAAGGGUACUAGAGAAUAUCACCGGUUACAUUAUAAACAUAGAUGACAUAAACUAUUACAAAGAUAAAGAUGGAAAUUACGAUUAUGAAAGGACAGCGGUUCUCUUCCAUGCUGUGGAUCCCAAAACUAACAAAGUUGUCGACAAAGAAAUCGUAAUAGAAAAAAUAGACAACAAUUACGAUAAGCAUCUUGGAUUCUUCAAUGAAUGGAAAAUAAAAGAAGUUAAGGCUCACGUCGACGACCAGAAAGAUGACGAAUUUCCCGUAGUGCUUGCUGUGGUCAUUAGUCUUGGAAUUCUCCUUGUCAUAGUUAUUCUGAUAUUUUGCUGUGUGGUUUUCCAGCUCAGGAGGAGGCAAAAUAGAAAAUUAAGGGCGGCGACUGCAGUUAGUUAUGGAGGAUCACGCUCCGUCAACAAUGGAACAGUAUCAGCUAUUCCUACGUCGAAUAUGCACAUCUCUGAGGGAUCAAACCCAAUCUGGGUUGACCCGUAUCAUAACUGGGGCAUGAAGACUGAUGACGAGGACGCACCAGUAGAACCAUCCCCGUUUUAUGGAGGCGCGUUCCACAUAGCUGAAGAGGGUAGAGAGGAGCUGUACGAGGCACAGGAAUACUCAACAGAUGCACACGAGGAGGUUUCUGACAUCGGAAAUACUGGGGCGAGUUUUAGUGGAAGUCGGAAGAGUUCGUCCUCAACCCCCUCCCCGGAGGCAUAUGAAUCGUCACCGAUGACGGAAAGAAAUUACUUUUCAAAUUCAUCAAAAAUUAUGGUAACCUCAAUAUAAUUACGCGCAAAACCAACUUCUAACUGAGAUAGCAACUACCGUUUUUAUAAGUUUUGUAAAGAUAGAAAAUGCUUCUGGUUAAUAAUUUUUAGUUUUUAUAUUCAUAUUUCGAUAAUCACGAUUUGUCAAGAACACUUCUUUGUAAGGUAAAUAGGUUAUAAAGUUUGUACUAAACAGCUGUUUCAGGAAAGGUUGUCGUGCACGCGAAAGGUAUCGUGGAUACUUUUUUUUUUUUUACCUUAGGAUUUCAGGGAAAUCUGAGAAACAUUUUUAGGACGAAAUAUAGCAGAUUUGGUAAAUUUAUUCGUUUCUCUGACUUCUUAAAAAUCAUGUUGUACCGGAUACCUAGAUAACCUUUCGAGAUGAUCGUGUGCGCUUUUGUCCUUUUUUCCGACAACCUUUCUAGAAACAGCUGCUCCCCUUUAAAAGGUAGAAAUCUUAUGCUUAAAGAAUUGUAUCGGAUAACACAACGCUCAAAUUCAUGUGAAGCAUCUUGAUGUUAUAUAUUUGUUAUAGAAAGAUAAACAAUUGAAAAGGGAAAAUUUUGGAAUAAGUUAGGCACAAAAAACGCUCACUUAGAAUUGUGUCAUUCUGUAAACAUUCGAAAACUUUGGUACUACUGUACGAUUUGAUUUGUUAUUUUUAUAAUUGUCAAUAUCAGUUGUUUCUCUAGAGCUUCUUUUCUCGAAAUGUAUGUUCUAUAGAUUCUGCGCAAAUCUUGGAUUAACACUAAGUACACAGGAAAUCCUUGAAAAAAUGAAAGUAGUCACACAACCAUUUGUUAUAGAAAUGGUUUCUAAUAAAAGGUUCUUGUGAAGCCUAAAUUAAAUUAA